Messenger RNA from Xenopus laevis (African clawed frog), 2541 nucleotides. It is a transcript of the gene adad1.L, whose product is annotated as adenosine deaminase domain containing 1 L homeolog. Gene Ontology annotation, molecular function: double-stranded RNA adenosine deaminase activity; adenosine deaminase activity; tRNA-specific adenosine deaminase activity. NCBI's taxonomy places the organism in Eukaryota, Metazoa, Chordata, Amphibia, Anura, Pipidae. Gene Ontology annotation, cellular component: nucleus; cytoplasm; nucleolus. Gene Ontology annotation, biological process: RNA processing; adenosine to inosine editing. The record is from RefSeq and is marked provisional.
CGCCGAUGUCUGUGCCAUUUUCAAUAGCGAUGCGCGUUAUUAAGGGGAGCAGCAGGUGUUAUCUCGCUAAUUCCACGCUUAGCAAACCGUUCCGUCUCUUGAAAUAGUCGCAUAGCUUUCUACUGCUUUACAUACAAAUAAUAGCACAUGAGCAAAGAAGAGACGAAACACUUCGAAAGUUGAGUCGUAUGUUUAUUUUCCUCGGCAAAAUGGCAAGUAACAGAAACUGGAGCCAGCACUCGAGCGUGCCAAGUUUUGCUCAGAUGCUGAAGAAGAAUUUACCUGAUCCAGGUACAAGUCCUGCUGUGAAUCAGACUUCAACUCUCUCCACGUGCUGCCUGUACAAUCAACCCGCCUGUGGAACAGCGAGGGUCACUCGGAUUACAGGUAACUUUCCAGAACCCUUUUUAUCAAAAAUGAUUGUAGCUCCAUCACUUUCCUCACUGACACCUAGAAAGGUAACAAAGGAAUUCAUGGUGAAAUACAGACGUGGUGACCUCAAUCCAAUUUCUGCUUUAUACCAGUUUGCACAGAUGCAGCGAAUGGAAAUUGAACUGAAAGAGACUGUAACAACAGGAAAUGUUUUUGGUGCUUAUUUUGCAUUCUGUGCUGUUGUUGAUGGACUUGAAUACAAGACUGGAAUGGGGCAAAAUAAAAAGGAGGCAAAAGCAAAUGCUGCAAAACUUGCACUUGAUGAACUUCUUCUACAUGAAGAUCCUGCGUUAAUAGAUUCAGAAAACCAAAGCCUAAACGUAAUAGAAAAUCCUCCUCCAUUACCUAUGAAUCCUAGGGGAACAACUGAAACCUCUACCAUUUCAAGAACACGCACUGAUAAGCGCACUUUCAUUCAUGAAAAGAUUUCCUCCAUAAUUAAAGAAACCUUUACUAAUUUAGUAUCCAAAUAUCCGGAGUAUGAAAGCUGCGGUAGCUCAUUAGCUGCGUUUGUGAUUGAAAAGGGUGGCCAACACUGGGAAGUAGUUGCAAUAGGUACAGGAGAGUUUAACUAUGGACAGAGCUUACAGAGUGAUGGAAGAGUUCUGCAUGAUUCACAUGCAAUGGUUGUCGCAAGACGCUCCUUACUUAGAUACUUUUAUAGGCAGUUGCUGCUUUUAUACAGUGGAAAUAAUGGAAUGAUGGACAAGUCAAUAUUUUGCACAGAACCUGCAACCAACCUCCUUGCUCUAAAACCAAAUCUGAAUAUUUUCCUGUACAUGAAUCAGCUUCCAAAAGGAGCUGCUCAGACAAAUCCACAACUAUGUCUCAGUCCACAUUCUCUCUCUGCUCACGAAGCCAAUGACAAAUUAAGUCUUCAUGUUUCAGUAGAAGGCAAAAAUAUCCCAGCAUCAUAUUAUUCAGGUGAAAUUGUCCAUAAUCUAUACAGCAUGUCUUCUACUGAUAAACUCACACGUUGGGAAGUUUUGGGAGUCCAAGGAGCACUUUUGAGUAUUUUCAUACAGCCUGUGUACAUCAACAGUAUCAUCAUUGGCAAUGCAGCUUGUUCAGAUACUAGAGGAUUAGAAAUUGCUGUUAAACAGCGUAUUGACGAUGCACUUACUUCAAGACUCCCCAUGUUUUAUUUGGUGAACAGACCUUACAUGAGCAUUGUCAGUUCUACACAUCUGACUAAUAAUGAUACUGCAAAUAAAACACUGAGUCUGAAUUGGUCACAAGGAGAUGCAUGUGUGGAAGUUGUGGAUGCUGUAAUAGGAAGGACAGUUGAAGGAUCACCGUUCAAGAGCGGAUCUUGUCUGGCAAGUCGUCUUUGUAAAGCAGCCAUGUUAUGCCGUUUCAAUUUGGUUGUAAAAGAAUCCAAAAGGGAUGCUAUACCAUCUGUCCUGUCUUAUCAUGAGGCAAAGCGUUUGGCGGGACCCUACCAGGAAGCAAAGUGUUUGCUGAAUUCUUAUUUCAAGCAGCAGGGAUUUGGAUCCUGGAUUGCGAAGCCACCCAUUAUUGGCGAAUUUACAAUGUAAUAAAGUUCCCCAAAAAGGAGAUUGCAGAUACCUUUAUUUGCAUUAUCAUUUUUGAAAGUUUUUUGGGGGGAAUACUUUUGAAUAUUGUUGGCUAUCUUAUAUACAUAAGUGUGUGGAAAAGGUACAGCUCAAAAAGAAUUAUAGAUUCUUGCCCUUUUAAGUUUGUGUUAAGCAACACAUCUUUGGCUUUAGAGGCAAUUACUGUAUCUUAAUUUUUCCUUUGCCAUAAUAAGGAUACAAAUAACAGGUAUUUAGGUUUGAAUACAGCUACUAGUAUACUGAAGCUGAAGUUCAGCUUUUUGUCAAGUUAAUAUGAAACAAUCUUAUGUUAUUUCUUAAUAAGUAAUAUCUAAAUUCUUCAUGUUAUAAAAGCUUGCUUUUGUUUCAUGUUUCCCAAUAAAAAUUGUCUGCCUUCUACCAGGUUGGUAUAAAGUUCUAUUAGUUCAUUAAACCAAUGAAAAGUUAAAUGUUGCAACCAAUACCACAAUGUAAGGAUAGAAAAAAAACCAAGAAUUUGUUGCCUUUGUUUUUCAUGAUCUGUGAUGCUUAUAAUAAAUACUGUAUAAACCUU